Molecule: messenger RNA, 651 nt
Organism: Miscanthus lutarioriparius
Lineage: Eukaryota; Viridiplantae; Streptophyta; Magnoliopsida; Poales; Poaceae
Source: the annotation of a GenBank genome assembly
AUGGCUGGCAUCCAGCCGGAGCAGGAGAGCCACGUCCUGCCGUCGGGGUCACCCCACCCCGUGGCCUCCAACUCGGAGCCAAACCCGCCAUCGACGCCCCUCUCAACAAUCCCAGCUCUGACACGGGACAAAACCCCAGCCACCAGCUGCAAUCUGCUCUCCUGGUUUCGCCACCCGCUGGCCACGUUCACGGCUUCCCUCAAGCACCGCCGCUGCGCGUCCUUCGGCGACAACCCCAAGGCCGGGAGGAAGAAGAAAGCGCAAAUCCUGGGCGACGCGUGCAAGGAUGACGAGGCGUCGGAGGCCAAAGCCCUGCAGGAGAAGAAGAAGGCGCCCGGUAGCAGCACUAGAGAUCCCGAGCUCCUCGCCGACUCAAUCCCCAAGGCCAUCGGUGCCACUACCGCAGCGCACAUCGUGGAUUGCUUCAACGACGAUGACGUCUACGUGAAAAAGGUCGCCGCCCUACACCCUUCCCAUGAGGACAUGGCCAUAGAAGGCAAGGAGGAGAAAGCAAAGGCGAAGGAGCAGCAGGGGUCUCCCGAGAAUGUGGAGAAUGUGGUGGAGAAGAAAUGGGUUGGGGAGCCCAUCGACAUCACCGGGGCCAACAACGACUACAAAGGUGACACAUUUCUCUUGGAAGUUACGGAGUAA